UUUCUGUCACUAACACAUGUACCAGCAGGAGAGCACUGCAGAACACACGUUCGUGGGGGGAAACGACAGGACAUUUUACUCGCAUUUUGAGAGGCAGAAAAAUAGCCAGUUCUCUUCUACAUGGGAAAUGAUGCCCUGCGUAUUGCUGAACAAAAUUUUCAAGGACAUCCCCAGGACUCUUUUGAAACAAUAACAAUAAAAGGAUCGCGGAAACCAGUGGAAAUACAGUCUAAAAACCCAGUUCGCCCGAAUUAAAUAGCAACUGGCUAUAGUGCGAACGAUCUUUCGAAGGACUUUAUCUGAACGGACUGGUACCUCAUUUCCCCAAUUUCCGAUUUGAAUGCAAGUCGUGUCAUUUUUUUAAACUCUCAUUUUUACUCUCGUCCAAUCAAACCCGCUUAGCUAACACUGAGCUAAGAGUAGUGCGCAACGAUUCAGUCUGCAUUUUAAAGAGGCAGAGAGGUUCAACAGACACUCUCCGGAAGAGAGGGACCAGAUCCAGGCGCUUGUGGGGCCGGCGGACUUGCCCGUGACCCCUGACCCUUCUCUAACCCAUGUCCGCUCUGAUUGGUGAAGGUACUGACACUAUGGUGAACCCCGGCGGCAGCGCCCAGCCCCCCCCGGGUGGAGCUGGGACCCUCCCCUGGAAAAGGUGUGCGGGGUGCGGGGGCAAGAUCGCCGACCGCUUCCUCCUCUACGCUAUGGACAGCUACUGGCACAGCCGCUGCCUCAAGUGCUCGUGUUGCCAGGCGCAACUGGGGGAGAUCGGCACUUCCUGCUACACCAAGAGUGGCAUGAUCCUCUGCAGAAAUGACUACAUCAGGUUAUUUGGCAACAGUGGAGCGUGCAGUGCGUGUGGGCAGUCCAUCCCAGCCAGUGAACUGGUCAUGCGGGCACAGGGCAAUGUGUACCAUCUCAAGUGUUUCACGUGUUCCACCUGCCGGAACCGCCUGGUCCCCGGUGACCGGUUCCACUACAUCAACGGCAGCCUGUUCUGCGAACACGACAGACCCACGGCCCUCAUCAACGGCCAUUUGAAUUCUCUCCAGACGAACCCGCUAAUGCCAGACCAGAAGGUGUGUUAGAGGGACAGGAUGCGUGCCUUCGCUUCUGCCCUCUCCCAUCGUCCCCCCCGCAAGUCUCUGCACUCCUGCCAAAAUCCCACCCCCCAACCAACCCCCCCCCCCCCCCCAAUACCCUUUUGCUGGAGCUCCUGUACGGACGGACGCCCCGCGCCGGCGUGAUGGAGGCGGGAGAUUGAGGACUCCGUGAACCUGGACUAAUGGACGACCGUUCAGCAAACAGGAGAGGGAAAAAAAGAAGAAGUGGAGAGAAAGAAAGAAAGAGGGAGCCUAACCUGGGAAAGAGAGAAUGAAAAAUGACAAAUGACGCUAAUUAAGUGCAGCUUUUCAAUCUGCAUCAUACCGCCAUUAACUCUUAAUGGGGGGCGCUGACCUGCAGAUUUCCCCCCCCCCCUUCUCAAGCUCCCAGCCCCUCCCCCACACACACACGCACAUCUUUUCUUUACAUCCUGAUAUUUCCUUUUUCUAUAUUUUUAGUGCUGUAAAGGGAAUUUGUUUGAUUUCAGAACCUGGGGAAUUUGUGGAAAUUGAAUCAUAAAUACUUUGUGUACCUGUAAAAAUACCAUGUAUGUAUGCAUGUAAAGUGGUUUUUGUCCCAAUGUGGCUACACUCCUGUCCAGGCACCCUGCACCCCUGACUUCCUUCCAGUGAUCCAAGCCUGUCCCACCCCCACCCCCCACCCCCAAUCCACCCCGACACACACAAACACCCCCAAAAACUCCCAGCCUGAUCCUGGGCUAAUAAACAAAAUGAAAAGAUCUGUCGCUUUCGGCCGAUAAUGUAGAGAUUUUCACCAACCUAUAAAUGCUGAAUGAAAAAUAAAUCUAUUUGUGAUAUUUUCAGAGACAUUUGCUCAAUUAUUGUGUAUUUAAUUAAUAAAAUUUCAAAAGAGAAAAUCAA
Anguilla anguilla (European eel) is the source of this 1982-nucleotide messenger RNA. RefSeq names its product LIM domain only 4 (gene lmo4a). The record is from RefSeq and is a predicted model, not a curated record. NCBI's taxonomy places the organism in Eukaryota, Metazoa, Chordata, Actinopteri, Anguilliformes, Anguillidae. The transcript is spliced from 5 exons. Bases 555 to 1085 code for a protein of 176 amino acids.